Molecule: messenger RNA, 1402 nt
Organism: Phragmites australis (common reed)
Lineage: Eukaryota; Viridiplantae; Streptophyta; Magnoliopsida; Poales; Poaceae
Product: thaumatin-like protein 1
Exons: 3
Coding region: 262-1185 (307 amino acids)
Biological process (GO): defense response
Cellular component (GO): extracellular region
Source: RefSeq, a predicted model, not a curated record
CCCUCCCCUCUUCUCCCCUUCCUCCAGACCAGAGCCCGACCCAUUCUGCACGACCUGACCAGUGCUGGUGGUAGUGGCCACUUCAUCAUCCAGCUUCACCUCCCUAACAACGACUGCUUGCUUCAUUUAGUUAGCUGAAACUGCCAUUUCAAGAAUAUCUCGGCCACUCUUGCCAUAAUUGAUCAUCUCCUGUUCCUUACUCGAGAACACACAUUUGAAGUUGGUUGGUGCAAAUUCGAUUCGAUUUCAUAGCAGUGUCCAAUGGCUCCUUUGACCAGUUCGUUGGCUUCAGCUGUUAGUCUGUCGUUGGUCAUUCUAUCGUUCUUUCAAGAUGCGGUGGCCGACAUAACGUUCACGUUCACGAACCGGUGCGGCGGCACGGUGUGGCCGGGGGUGCUGGCGAACUCGGGGAGCUCGCCGCUGCAGACGACGGGGUUCACGCUGGGCGCGGGGGAGACGCGGUCGCUGACUGCCCCCGCGGGGUGGUCGGGCCGGUUCUGGGCGCGCACGGGGUGCGCGUUCGAUGCGUCCGGCAAGGGCGCGUGCGCCACGGGGGACUGUGGGGCGGGCGAGGUGGAAUGCCGCGGCAAGGGCGCGGCCCCGCCCGCCACCUUGGUGGAGUUCACGCUCAACGGCAGCGGCGGCAAGGACUACUACGACGUGAGCCUGGUGGACGGGUACAACCUGCCCAUGGUAGUGGAGGCGGCGGCGCCGGGGUGCCCCGCGACGGGGUGCCUUGUGGACCUCAACGAGCGAUGCCCCGCCGAGCUGCGCGCCGGGCAGGGCCAGGCGCAGGCGUGCCGGAGCGCGUGCGAGGCGUUCGGCCGGCCCGAGUACUGCUGCAGCGGGCAGUUCAGCAACCCGGACACCUGCCGCCCGUCGGUCUACUCCCAGAUGUUCAAGACGGCGUGCCCGCGCUCGUACAGCUACGCCUACGACGACGCCACCUCCACCUUCACCUGCACCGGCACCGACUACUCCAUCACCUUCUGCCCUCGCGCCGGCAGACAGAAGUCGACCAACGACCCCUCGCCGAGGCCGAGCGAAGUGCAGCUCGAGAGCGACUCGUGGCUGGCUAGCCUGGCGACCGGCGAGCUGGACGGCGCGGCGACGGCGUCGACGGCGGCGUCGUUGCUGCUCCAGGGCGCGUUAGCUGCGGCCGCAGUCAUGGCCUUGCUUCUAUGACACCGGACGGUACCGGAUUGACCAGCAGCCCUGGCGUAGCAAGAUGGCGCUUCUUGAUUGGCACGAGUGACCGGAGUCGCUUUUGGAUUGAAAACAAGAUUGGAGCGAGGGGUUGACAAGGUAGCAGCUACAGUUUCUAGUGCUAUUGUGAUGGUGUCGGUCAGCAAGCAUGCUCUGUAUUAGUUUAUUCCCUUCCAGAAAAACUUGUUACUCCGAU